AUGGCGCCUCCAAAGUCCAACUUCCUGCAGAAGGUCCGCAAGCAACAGAAGGAGAGAAGAAAUCUCGCUGGCGUCCGCCCAGAAUCCGCGUUUGCUGCGCUCACGGCGAAGAACAGAGAAGUGGCGCGGAGAGGGAACGCGGCGGGUGGAAUGGCCCCUCUUCCAGUGACAGCUGACAAUAACAUGGCUCCGGUGAUUCCCAACCUUGCCAUUCCGACGAGAGCAUUCAAUGUGCUAACGUGCCAACACCCCAACCGCAUCGUGACGGAGACGGAGAACGAAGACGAAGGUGAUGGCACCGCUCCGCCCACCUACCAAGAUAACACCGUCUCGGUCGAUAGUGUGGUCGACCGUGUCCCUCCCAGCGCCCCCAGCAUCAUCACUUCGACUGUCGCCCGCGAAGGACACCCUGCUGGAAUCCGCUACGAUAGCGCACAGCCGGCCUCCCCCCAGCCCAUCACACACCCGGCCGCCAAAGGCCCUGUCGAACCGACCACCCGGCUCGUCAUUGCUCGAGUUCCAGUCGUCGUUUUGCUGAGGUUCAAGAAUCUCCUGACCGAUGAGAUUGUCAAGCACGGUGUUCAUUUCAAGCUGUUGGAGGUCCAGAUCGAGCCGGGACUCGAGACCAAGCGCCAGGUCGAUGCGCGCUUCGACAGUGUUGAAGAUGCAGCUACGGUGAAGGCUGCGCUUGAUGGAGAGAUGGUCGACUUCAUCAAGUUGGCAACCGAGUUUGUGGAGGGCGACGCCAAAGACGAUUGCGUGGACGAUUGA
Messenger RNA from Zymoseptoria tritici IPO323, 771 nucleotides. RefSeq lists its product as uncharacterized. The record is from RefSeq and is a predicted model, not a curated record. The coding region runs from base 1 to 771 and encodes 256 amino acids. NCBI's taxonomy places the organism in Eukaryota, Fungi, Ascomycota, Dothideomycetes, Mycosphaerellales, Mycosphaerellaceae. The transcript has a single exon.